UGCUGGGUCAACCCCGCCAGCAACCGAUCCAGGUGUCAAGCUAACGCGGUGCGGUGCACGAUGUCGCGCCAUUUGAGAUCGUACCGAAGACGCAUAUCAUCCAUUUAUCGCCCUGGCUGCCGGUUGGGUUCACAGGAGCUACUUCUCACUUCAUAGAGCUGAGGUACCUCUCCCUAGCUAGCUGGCAUUUGCUGGUCGUAUGCUCAACCCUGAAAAUUGCUUGCUUGACUUAAGCCAAGAGCAGAAGACAACAGAGUUACGUUUUUCUUCUCUCUGUCUACAUAUACACCACCCGCCAACCUCGGAAUCUUCGUCAUCAAGCACGUUAGGCAGCGACCUCAAAUCAUCAUGUCGAGGUCGCUGCUCUCGGCGCAUCUUGAGCAGAUUGCAAUCUCAUGCCAGGGCAUAAAUGAACUCCCGUUUCCACCCCCAAAGAUUUUUACCAACGCCCUGCUCGCCAGCCAUGACAUCACCUCACUGAUUCGCGACACCGAGACUCAUGAGCGAGCUCUCUUCUCCGUCCCGCCACCGCCUCCCCAGCAGCAGCAGCAACAACAACCGCAACGAACCCCGGCGCUAGACGACGACCCCGAUGCCCGCGGAAAGACAAAGCGCCGGCAGACUGUAUUCAAUGUCGCGGCGGGCGAGGUGACGACGGGACCUCCGCCGGGCCACCGGAAUGCUGUGAGUGCGCGCCGUAACACGGCCGUGGCCGCUGUGUUGGGAGGUGACCUACACGGCCAGAUCACGCGUGGCGGCCACGGCGGCGGCGAGGUCGACAUCGAGGUCUUGCUGCGCGGCGCUGAGAAACUGUGCCACGUCUACCCACUGCCCGGCGCACUCGAGCGAAUCCCCGAAAUGCGCCAGAAGUAUGCGCAUCAGCGUAACACGCUUGCCUACUACGAAGCCCGCGUAGCUGAACAGAACUCGCGGCUGGAGCGCAUGAACAGGGACAGGUAUGCCGAAGAGGACGACACGCAGGAUGACGAGGACGCUGAGGACCAGGUUGUUGAUGAUGGCUUGACGGAGGAGGAUCUCAGGAGAGAAGAGGAGGAGGUACGCGAGCUCGACAGAAAGAAAAAGGAGCUGCAGCAGCGGUUAAAGGCAAUGGAUAAAGAUCUCGGUGGGCUCUUGAACAUUUGAUCAGAGAGGGCGGCCAUGUUUUUCUUAAAUUUCACGAGUGAUACCCUGGAAUCAAAUUUCCAACGUUUUAACACGGGACAGAACUCUAUUGAGCUCGAAUUAGCACCGAAGCGACGAGUCGGUUGCAGCAGCCGCGCCGCUGGCGCUCUUUUUAGCCCUGGAGAACUGUUCCAGGAAAGCCGGGACCUCUUGCGCGCCACCUAUCUCAUACUUGUCAUUGAUAUAAAAGUGCGGUACGCCCGAGACGCCCUUGCGGUAAGCGUUUUCCACCUCGACGUCGACCUCGGCGCCGCCCUUGCCUGUCUCCAACCACUCCCUCGCCUCCUUGGGAUCCAACCCCCCAGCCUCGGCGGCCUUGGUCAGCAUGUCGAAACUGGUGAUGUCGCCGCCCUGCUCGAAAUACGACUUAAAGAUGGCCUCGACAACCUGGUUCUGGCGCUCCGACCCUUUGGUCUUGGCCAGCUGCAGCAGCCGGUGCGAGUCGCGCGUGUUGCCCAGCAUGCCCGAAAAGGUAAAGUUUAUUCCUUCCCCCUUGCCGGUGGCGGCCAGGCGGGCGUGAAGCAUGGGCACGCGGUCGGCGCCGAAUUUUCGGAUCACGUGCUCGAGCGACGGCGUGGGCGUCUUGGGCAGCGUCGGGUCCAGGUAGAAGGGGUGCCACGUCACGGUGAAGGUGUCGUCGGCGCCGCCCGGGACGGUCUUUUUGUAGACGUCGAUGGCUUUUUCCAGACGUCGCUUGCCCACGAAACACUUUGUGUUGGGUUGAAUGCUGUUAGCGUUAUUUUUUUUAUUUUCUUUCUUGCUGGUGCAGUGUGGGAAAAUGCUGCGCCUCUUUUAGGUAUGGUAUUUAAAAGCCACUUACAAAGGGGCAGACGGUGUCCGAGACGACCUUGAUAGUAAAAUUGACCAUUUUUCUCUUUUACGACUAGUGAAGAAACAACUGGAUUGAACGGGGAGCUUGCUUUACG
Messenger RNA from Pyricularia grisea, 2108 nucleotides. RefSeq lists its product as uncharacterized. Gene Ontology annotation, biological process: attachment of spindle microtubules to kinetochore. Bases 349 to 1143 code for a protein of 264 amino acids. Gene Ontology annotation, cellular component: spindle microtubule; DASH complex. Lineage: Eukaryota; Fungi; Ascomycota; Sordariomycetes; Magnaporthales; Pyriculariaceae. The transcript is spliced from 2 exons. The record is from RefSeq and is a predicted model, not a curated record.